Nerophis lumbriciformis (worm pipefish) is the source of this 5781-nucleotide messenger RNA. NCBI's taxonomy places the organism in Eukaryota, Metazoa, Chordata, Actinopteri, Syngnathiformes, Syngnathidae. The record is from RefSeq and is a predicted model, not a curated record.
AUGUCGGAUACUAAGGUCAAAGUUGCAGUGAGAGUUCGCCCCAUGAACCGUAGAGAAAUUGAGCUGAAUACAAAAUGCGUGGUGGAUAUGGAGGACAACCAGACGGUUCUGCACGCGCCACCUUCCAAUGCAAAAGGAGACAACAGCAGGAAGCAGUCCAAGGUGUUCGCCUUUGACCACUGUUUCUGGUCCAUGGAUGAGUCCAACGUUCCCAAAUAUGCUGGUCAAGAGGUGGUGUUCAAGUGCCUUGGAGAGGGAAUACUUGAAAAUGCAUUCCAGGGAUAUAAUGCCUGCAUAUUUGCCUAUGGACAAACAGGUUCUGGCAAGUCAUUUUCCAUGAUGGGGAACGGGGAGCAGCCUGGUUUGAUCCCUCGACUUUGCUGCUCGCUGUUUGAAAGAGUCCACCAGGAGGAAAACGAAGGCCACACUUUUAAAGUGGAAGUGUCCUACAUGGAAAUUUACAACGAGAAGGUCCGUGACCUCCUGGAUCCCAAAGGGAGCCGACAGUCUCUGAAGGUUCGUGAACACAAAGUCCUGGGUCCAUACGUGGAUGGUUUGUCUCAACUGGCUGUGACCAACUUUGAGGACAUUGAGGUGCUUAUGUCAGAGGGGAACAAAUCUCGAACAGUGGCAGCCACCAACAUGAAUGAGGAGAGUAGCCGAUCUCAUGCUGUGUUCAGUAUCAUUGUCACACAAACACUCUACGAUCUACAAUCUGGGAAUUCUGGGGAGAAGGUGAGCAAGAUGAGUCUAGUUGACCUUGCAGGAAGUGAACGGGUGUCCAAGACAGGAGCUGCAGGGGAACGACUUAAAGAAGGCAGCAACAUAAACAAGUCUCUGACCACAUUAGGUUGUGUGAUUUCUGCACUGGCUGACCAGUCUGCGGGAAAGGGAAAGGCUAAAUUUGUGCCUUACAGAGACUCAGUCCUCACAUGGCUACUCAAGGACAACCUUGGUGGAAACAGCAAGACUGCUAUGAUAGCAACAGUGAGUCCUGCAGCAGACAACUAUGAAGAAACUCUUUCCACUCUGCGUUACGCCGAUCGAGCAAAGAGGAUUGUCAACCACGCCGUUGUAAACGAAGAUCCAAACGCUCGCAUCAUCCGAGAACUCCGGGAGGAGGUGGAGAAGCUUAAAGUUCAGCUAUCUCAAGCUGAGUCUUUGAAGGCUCCUGAGCUUAAGGAGAAGCUACAUGAAUCCGAGAAACUCAUCAUGGAGAUGACUGUCACUUGGGAAGAAAAGUUAAGGAAGACCGAGGAGAUUGCCACAGAGCGGCAGAAGCAGCUGGAGAGCAUGGGCAUCUCUCUGGAAACAUCUGGGAUUAAAGUGGGUGAAGACAAGUGUUUCCUCGUCAAUCUGAAUGCCGAUCCUGCCUUAAACGAGCUGCUUGUUUACUAUUUAAAGGAGCGCACGCAUGUCGGUGCUGACACUUCCCAGGACAUCCAGCUGUUUGGAAUCGGUAUCCAGCCGCUGCACUGUGUGCUGGAGCUAUGCCCGGACGGUGAUGUCACUUUGAUGCCCGUGGGGACUGCCCGGACCUGUGUGAAUGGAACAAUGAUCGAUUCUUUGGUGCAUCUCUGGCAUGGAGACCGUAUCUUAUGGGGCAACAACCACUUUUUUAGGAUCAAUUUGCCAAAACGUAAGCGGCGGGACCGUUUGAAGGAGCUGGAGAGAGCCUCCCCCAGGGAAAGCUUUAUUGAGGUGGACGUGGAGACUGCCAGUGAGGCAUCUUCAGAGCAGGACUACAGCUAUGAGUUUGCCCAGAUGGAGGUUAUAAUGAAGACUCUGGGAAACAAUGACCCCAUGCAGAAUGUGGUACAAGUUUUAGAAAAGCAAUACCUGGAGGAGAAGCGCACGGCUCUGGAGGAGCAGAGGAUGAUGUACGAGCGGGAGCUCGAAUCGCUUCGGCAACAACUUUCCCCUGAGAAAACUCAACAGCACCACCGCAGCAGCAGUGACCGCCUCACGUUCCAGACAAACACACCACACAGCAAGCUGCGACUUUGGACUGAGGAACGGGAUGAACUAUUCAGACAGAGUCUUUCUCGGCUCAGGGAACAGGUCCUGAAAGCCAACACUCUGGUGCGAGAGGCCAACUUUUUGGCAGAGGAGAUGAGCAAACUGACCGACUAUCAGGUUACGCUUCAGAUCCCUGCAGCCAACCUUAGCGCCAACCGCAAGCGUGGCGCCAUUGUUAGUGAGCCAGCCAUCCAGGUGCGCAGGAAAGGAAGGGGAACUCAGGUGUGGACUAUUGAAAAACUGGAGAACAAGCUGGUGGACAUGAGAGACAACUACAGGGAUUGGAGGGAAGGCUCAGAGGAAGUGUUCAGCAAGUCAAAUGGUAAACAAUGUGACCCAUUUUAUGAGGCGCAAGAGAACCACAACUUAAUAGGAGUGGCUAACAUUUUUCUGGAGUGCCUUUUCCAUGACAUCAAACUGCAAUAUGCCAUUCCAAUUAUCAGCCAACAGGGGGAGUUAGCUGGAAGGCUGCACGUGGAACUGAUGCGGGUCAGCGGUGCCAUGCCCGAGCGCCUUAGUGGUGGAGAUGACUCCUCUGAGAACUCCAGUGAGAGUAGCUGCUAUGAAGUCAUGGACACCAAUGGAGAAAUUGUCCACAUGGCCAAGAGGCUCAUUAUCAGGGUUCGCAUCAGAGAGGCAACGGGUCUACCCCUCAACCUGUCCAACUUCGUUUUCUGUCAGUAUACCUUCUGGGAACAUGGUGAACCCACAGUGGCUCCGCCAAUGGUGAGCCCAGAUAGACCUUCUCCCCGUAGCCCAGAUGCACAAUUCACUGUUCAGUUUGACCACUGCAAGGACUAUGUUGUACAUGUGACAGAUGAUUUUCUGGAGUUUAUAUCAGAUGGAGCGUUGGCAAUUGAGGUAUGGGGCCAUUGCUGUGCUGGAAAUGGACGUUCUCCAUGGGAGUUAGAUGCACUGGAAGCCAAGACUCAGACGCUCCGAGACCGGUGGAGUGAGGUGUCUCGCAGGAUCGAGCUGUGGGUCUCCAUCCAAGAGCUCAAUGAACAGGGAGAGUACGCCGCUGUGGAGCUGCAACCUGGAAAAGACAUCACCACGGGAGGAAUCUUUCAACUGCGGCAGGGCCACUCUAGAAGGCUGCAUCUCAGCGUGAAGCCGGUGCAAAACUCAGGCACGCUACCUCUGCUGGCGGAGGCCAUGCUGUCUGUCUCCAUUGGUUGUGUGACACUGCGCUCGUCCAAAUUGCAGAGACCUCUUGACACUUACCAGAGAGAGGUGCAAGACGAUAUGGAUAGUUAUCAGGAGGAAGAUCUCAGUUGUGUGAGAGAGCGUUGGUCGGAAGCAUUAAUAAAACGACGGGAGUACCUUGAUGAACAAAUUAAGAAAAUCAUCAACAAGCACGAAAAAUCAGAAGAAGAUGUUGAGCGUGAGGCUCGCCUUGUGGAACAAUGGGUUGGCCUGACUGAGGAGAGAAAUGCCGUGCUUGUACCUGCACCUGGAAGUGGCAUCCCCGGGGCACCUGCUGACUGGAUUCCACCUGCAGGAAUGGAAGCUCAUAUCCCUGUCCUGUUCCUGGAUUUGAAUGCUGAUAAUUUGACAGUGAAUGAGCAGUUGACAGGCCCACAUGCUGCAGGAGUUAACUCUAUCCUACCUAAGGAGCACGGAAGCCAGUUCUUCUAUCUCCCCAUUAUCAAGCAUGGCGAGGAAGAGGUGACAGCAGUGUGCUCCUGGGACUCAUCCAUCCAUGAUUCCGUCCAUCUCAACCGUGUCACAUCUCCUCAUGAGCGUAUCUACUUGAUUUUAAAAGCCACAGUGCAGCUCAGCCACCCUGCCUCCAUGGAGCUGGUGCUCCGCAAGAGAGUGGCCGUAAACAUCUACAACAAGCAGAGUUUUACACAAAGUCUCAAGAGGAGGAUGUCUCUGAAAAACACUCUUUACUCCUGCGGCGUGACCUAUGAGAUUGUUUCCAACAUACCAAAGGCCUCGGAGGAGCCAGAAGAGAGAGAGACAUUGGCUCUCAUGGCUGCUCGUGCAGACAGUGAAGAGAAUCAGGAUGGCGAAAGUUACAUUGAGAAAUACACACGGGGAGUUCUGCAAGUGGAGAACAUCCUCAGCUUGGAGAGGCUGCGACAGGCUGUAACAGUGAAGGAGGCUCUUGCUACUAAAGGAAAACAUCUCAGAAGAAGCCUCAGCACACCAAAUGUACAGCAUUCUUCGUGCAGUAAAACAGACCUGAGUGGCUGUGAGGAUGAAGACCACAAAGUAUGUGAGGACCACUGUGAUCGUGUUGACUGCUCCAAUUCUCGGGAUGGCUCUCUCUGCAGCACACCAGUCAAAAACAAGGAAUUGCCAGGGUUAGUUCCAGAGAGUCCUACAUUCUUUAAUUCCAGUCCCUUCAAGCUUCUUUCCCCUCAACCAUCCAAGUUUCUCAAGUCCUUGCUGCCAGUCAUGGAGGAGAAAAAGGUGAAGAAAGUCCUGGAGACCCGACCUUUGCUGGGACAAGAGAGCAUGCGCUCUUGUGUGGACAGCCCUGCACUGCUCCCCCCUCCCUGCCCAUGGCGCAGACCCAGGGCAGGCAGCGAGGGCCACUGCAAGUCUUCCACCUCCACUCCCACCCGCAGGCAGCUCAGCCACACACCGCCAGACGGUGCUGAGUCGGACGAGGAGGAGACUGUAGUCAACGUGACUCUUGGUCCGGACCGAAGCCCUCAAGAGCGCAGCGGCGGCUUCCAGGCAUACAUCCCAGAGGACUUCGCAAACUUCGACAUUUACAAUGCCACUCUGGAGAGCCGCGCUGACUUAAAGGAGAGGAGAGAAGUGUCUCGUAGUCCCACCGCCAGCAGCUGCACCAGCGGUUACUUUUCCCACAGCGCCUCAAACGCCACGCUGUCCGACCUGCCUUUCAGUUCCAGCGAGAGCUCAGAUCAUUUAAGCUGCUCUGCCAGAGAUUCCCAAGAUGCCCUGGGAUGUCAAGCUGGAAGGGGAUACACACAAAUUAAAGGCAUUUCCACUGGAUAUGAGGACCAGCAGCCUCUUGCUCAUCCUACAUCCUUACCUAUCAGUGUUCCUUUUGGCAAGCAGAGAACCUUCCCUCUGCCUCAAAACUGCAAUCUAAGUUGCAGUCAGGAGUUCACGGACUUUAAAGGGGCAGAUGACUUGGACCAUUUUACAGAGGGAUGGGAACAAGACGAUGGUGGGAAUCCCACAGAACUGAAGACGACGAAAAAAACAACAUGUCACUCUUCUGAUGAUGCUAAUGUUAUGAACAAUUCUGUCAAUGCCUUGGCUGCUUUACACAAAAAUCCUGUUUCAAGUAACACUGUAAUUGGCACCAUCACCCAGUCUUUAACCUCAGUGAUCACCUCUGCAUCACCAGCUGGCUGUACAUCAUUGUCAAGAUCCCCUCUUAGAGGAGGAGACCCUCCAAUCCGUGAGCCAGCACAGGGAGACGUGCCUCGCGGCAGCCCUUGUCCCAGCCCCGACCCCAGCAGCACGGAGCCCUCGGGUGACUCCAGUGGCGAUGAGGGCACCCCCGUCGCCCAGCUCCCUGACUGGAUGGCGCCUGGAGAGAUGGUGUGGGUGGGUAAGAGACGAGGAAUGGUCCAUUAUGUCGGAGGGGUGGAGUUCGCUAAGGGAAUCUGGGUUGGUGUGAAGCUGGACCUGGCAGUUGGUAAGCACAACGGUACAGUCCAGGGAAGAGUGUACUUCCGAUGUCCCCCUGGGCACGGCGUGUUCGUCAAGCCGUCUCGUCUGACUAAAGGCCCACCCUCCAUGGACACAGAACCAACCACCCUCAUCAGAUAA